Molecule: messenger RNA, 702 nt
Organism: Theobroma cacao (cacao)
Lineage: Eukaryota; Viridiplantae; Streptophyta; Magnoliopsida; Malvales; Malvaceae
Product: putative B3 domain-containing protein At4g03160
Molecular function (GO): DNA binding
Source: RefSeq, a predicted model, not a curated record
AUGGACAAGUCGAAAGGAAUUGAGAAUGGUUAUCCUGAAGAAUACAGGGAGCAAUAUCUGGCUGCUCUUACUGUUGCUUCAUUCAAGUACGAGAAAUUGAGCAAUGAAACUGCAUUGGCUUUGAAUGGGUUGAAAACCAAGAUUGUUCGUCAAGUAAGAGCAAAAAGAAACAAACCCAAAGCCCUAAAAGAGCCAAAUCCAACUGGAGGAAGCGUCAAUGCACAAAAUUUGCCAGGAACCCCCAGCUUAUGCCUGCCUUUGAGCAGCUACUUUCCACCAGAUAUCCCUCCUGUGGCACGUCUUAAUGGUCUCAUUGGAAGGUGCAGCAAACCAUUUGAGAAGCAGCUGACAGAAAGUGAUGUGAAGGUUAGUCAAUGCAGGCUUUCACUCAACAAGUUUGACGUGCAAAAUGCUGUGAUGCCAUUGCUGAAAAAAGAAGAGGAUUCUACUGAUGGGAUUCCUGUGAAAACUUAUGAUGCAAAUGGGAAGGAGUACCCAAUGACGUUUAUAACUUGGUCAUCCAAAUUUCACGUCCUCAAAGAAGGUUGGAUGAAGUUUUGCACUGAUCAUAGCUUACUUGCGCAUCAAGAUUUUGUUACAUUGUGGGCGUUUAGGAACCUUCAGACAGGGGAUCUUUCCUUCGUGAUUACUUCAAGAAGAUUGGAAGUGUUUGAAGCAAUUAAGAGGAAAAGGCUGAACUAG